Messenger RNA from Passer domesticus (house sparrow), 4518 nucleotides. RefSeq names its product L-2-hydroxyglutarate dehydrogenase (gene L2HGDH). NCBI's taxonomy places the organism in Eukaryota, Metazoa, Chordata, Aves, Passeriformes, Passeridae. The transcript has 10 exons. The record is from RefSeq and is a predicted model, not a curated record. Bases 841 to 2109 code for a protein of 422 amino acids. Gene Ontology annotation, molecular function: (S)-2-hydroxyglutarate dehydrogenase activity.
GAGGAGAGGAGGAGGCGCUGUGGCGCUCCCUCCGCCCCCAAGAUGGCGUUGGCGCUGAGGGCCCGCGCGGGCCCGGCCGCGGCGCUGUGGCGGCUCCAGAGCCGGCGGCGCAGCCACUUCCCCUAUAUCCUUUAUCUGCCAUCUCUAUCCUUUCCCCCUUUACAUUAUUAAUCACCCCUACCCCUUUUCCUCUGUCCUGUUUUCCUCUAUCCCGUUUUCCUCUCCCUUAUAUCCCCCCUCCCUAUCCUAUCCCCUUUUUCUCUCCUAUAUCCCAUAUAUUCUCUGUAUCCACUUCCUAUAUAUCCUUUAUCUGCUAUCCGUAUCCUUUUUCCCUUUACGUUAUUAAUCACCCCUACCCCCUUUCCUCUGUCCCAUUUUCCACUCCCGUAUAUCCCCUUUAUUCCUUAUAUCCCCUUCCUUUAUAUCCCCUCUCCCUCUCCUGUCCCCUUUUUAUCUCCUAUAUCCCCUAUAUUCUCUUAUUAUCUGCUAUCCCUGUCUUUCCCCCCUUUACAUUAUUAAUCAUCCCUAUCCCCUUUCCUCUGUCCCAUUUUCCUCUAUCCCGUUUUCUUCUCCCCUAUAUCCUCUAUAUUCCUUAUAUCCUCUUCCUUUAUAUCCCCUCUCCCUAUCUUAUCCCCUUUCUCUCUCCUAUAUCCCCUAUAUUCUCUGUAUCCACUUCCCCUAUAUCCUUUAUCUGCCAUCCCUAUCCUUUUCCCCUUUACAUUAUUAAUCACCCCUGUCCCGUUUUCCGUUAUCCCAUUUUCCUCUCCCUUAUAUCCCCUUCCCUUACAUCCCCUCUCCCGUCCGUCCCUUCCAUCCUUUCCCAUCCCGCUCCCGGUGCCGAUGCCGUGUGCCCGCAGCUCGUUCGACGUGGCCGUGGUGGGCGCGGGGAUCGUGGGCCUGGCCGCGGCGCGGGAGCUCGUGCAGCGCCAUCCCUCGCUGGCCUUCGCCGUGCUGGAGAAGGAGCCGGAGCCGGCCCAUCACCAGAGUGGCCACAACAGUGGUGUGAUCCACAGUGGGAUUUACUACACUCCUGGCUCCCUGAAGGCCAAGCUCUGCGUGCAGGGGGCAGCCCUGUGCUACAAAUACUGUGACCAGAAGGGGAUCCCCUACAAGCAGUGUGGGAAGCUGAUUGUGGCUGUGGAACAGGAUGAAAUUCCAAGGCUCAAAGCUCUGUAUGAGAGGGGGCUGCAGAACAAUGUUCCAGGGCUGAAACUCAUUGGAGCCAAGGAAAUCCAGGAGAAGGAGCCCUUCUGCAGGGGACUGAUGGCCCUUGAUUCUCCCUACACUGGCAUUGUGGAUUACAAGCAAGUGGCCCAGUCCUAUGCCAGGGACUUCCAGGAAGCAGGUGGGACAAUCCUGACUGGUUUUGAAGUCACAAACAUGGAGAUGGCCAGAGAAAGUUCUGCAGAAAGUGAGGAUGGGCUGAAAUACCCAGUCAUUGUUAGGAGCAAAAAGGGUGAGGAGAUCUCCUGUGGGCACGUUGUGACCUGUGCAGGGCUUCACUCGGACCGCCUGGCCGGGAUCAGCGGCUGCAGCCCCGAGCCCAGGAUCGUCCCCUUCCGGGGGGACUACCUGCUGCUAAAGCCAGAGAAGUCUUACUUGGUCAAGGGAAAUAUUUAUCCUGUCCCCAACCCUCGUUUCCCAUUCCUGGGAUUCCAUUUCACUCCCAGGAUGGAUGGCAGUGUCUGGCUUGGCCCUAAUGCAGUGCUGGCCUUUAAGAGAGAGGGCUACAAACUCUUGGACUUCAGCCCUGGAGACUUCUUGGAUGCUGUGACCUACAGUGGGCUGUGGAAGCUGGUGCUGAGGAACGUGUCCUACGGGCUGGGGGAGCUGUACAGAGCCUUUUCCCUCAGUGCCCAGGUGAGGCAGCUGCAGAAGUUCAUCCCUGAGGUCACCACCAACGAUGUUCUCAGGGGUCCCUCUGGUGUGAGAGCCCAGGCCCUGGACAGUGAGGGCAACCUGGUGGAUGACUUUGUGUUCGACGGGGGCUCGGGGGCCGUGGGCAGCAGGAUCCUGCACGUCAGGAACGCUCCUUCCCCCGCCGCCACCUCCUCGCUGGCCAUCGCCGCCGCCAUCGCCGACGAGGCCCAGCGCCGCUUCCAGCUCUGAGCCCGCCGGGAACCCCGCCGGGAAUCCCGCCGGGAGCCCUGCCUGCUGCCCCUCCGCAGCCUGGCACUCCUCCCGAAGGACACAGAGCAUCAGGCAGUGCCCCAGCAGCCCUGGCAGUGCUGUGUGCCCACGGCUCCUGGGGCGGCACCGUGGGGAGGGUUUGGCCGGAGCAGGAGCAGCCAUGGCUGAGCACUCUGUGAGGGGUUUUCCACCUGGAUUUGCUGUGCAGAGCACAUGGAUCUCUCUGUGUGGGGUUUUCCACCUGGAUUUGCUGUCCAGAGCACAUGGAUCUCUCUGUGUGGGGGUUUCCACCUGGAUUUGCUGUGCAGAGUGUGGUGGAUCUCUCUGUGUGGGGUUUUCCACCUGGAUUUGCUGUGCAGAGUGUGGUGGAUCUCUCUGUGAGGGGUUUUCCACCUGGAUUUGCUGUCCAGAGCACAUGGAUCUCUCUGUGUGGGGGUUUCCACCUGGAUUUGCUGUCCAGAGCACAUGGAUCCCUCUGUGUGGGGUUUUCCACCUGGAUUUGCUGUGCAGAGCACGUGGAUCCCUCUGUGUGGGGUUUUCCACCUGGAUUUGCUGUCCAGAGCACGUGGAUCCCUCUGUGUGGGGUUUUCCACCUGGAUUUGCUGUGCAGAGCACGUGGAUCCCUCUGUGUGGGGUUUUCCACCUGGAUUUGCCAUGCAGAGCACAUGGAUCCCUCUGUGUGGGGUUUUCCACCUGGAUUUGCUGUGCAGAGCACGUGGAUCCCUCUGUGUGGGGUUUUCCACCUGGAUUUGCUGUCCCUGUGCUCAGUGCUGCCUCCUCAGAGGGGUCUGGAAAUCCACGAGUGUGGGGUGGCUCUGUGAGGGCUCUGAUUCCACUGAAGUUGGAGUGUGCAGCCCUCUGGAUGACAUGGAAGUGAUGGAGCAGAAGGAUGAGCCCUGCUUAAGGGCCCUGCUGAUGUGGAAUUCAAGGCUUUGGUCAGAGACUGAGAGCAAUAUUCAGAGCCUUCAACAUGAAUGUAGAGUAUUUCACAGAAAAAUAAGCUUAAAGAGGGUUACCAAACCCAAGUCAAUUCAGAUCUGCAAUUCAGGUACUCUGUCUGAUCACUGUCUGUAUUUUUUUAUAGAGCAGAAAUCAAAAUAUGGGUACAAACAAUCACUUUUCAUUUCAUUUACAGCUGGGAAGUCAGCACUGAUCAGAACCUUCAUCAGUGCAUUUGGGUUUCUUCCUUGGAAUGCUGAUGAUGCAAAAGGAGCUGAUCUUUGUCCAGCCAGUUGAGCAAUCCAGGGAAAAUGGUCUUUGGAGCAGGAAACGUGAAGGGAGGGCAGCUCCAGAAACCUGCCUUGAGUCAUGUUUGCUGUUGGAGCCUGAGCAGGGAUGAAUCAGGAAGGUUUCCCAUUUUCCCUGAGCACAGGAGGGGCUCACACAGUGCUGGUGACUGCUCUGAACUCCCUGGAUACCCAAUUUUUAUCAGAGACACACCUGGAGGAGUCUGUGUGCAGGGAGAGGUGAGGGAAACUCAGUGCUGAGCUGAGCACCUGGGAGUGUCCUGCAGAAUUGCUGUCAAGCAGAAUUUUGUGGCCUCAGGGACAAAGUAUUGAGGAUUUAAUAACAGCUCUGGGUAGCACAGAUAAUUGUGGAGAGUUUGAACCAGAAAAUUGGACAUUAAUUUUUCCUUUAAAAGUUCUUUUCUGAGCUUCUCUGAUGGGAGCUAGGACAGGAGGGCAGCUCUGAGGCUGAUUUAACUGUAUGGAUUGGAGACACUUUUUUGAGGGGAAAAAGGGCUUAAUCUGCCUUUUUUUAUUAUUAUUAUUUUUCCUUUUUUUUUUUUUUUCCCUGGUAACAUCUACUUUACCAGCAAAUUGACUGCUGGAAAUCCAAUACCAACCCUUUCAGAGCAAAGUUUUGGUCACUUCAGGCAGAGAUUCAGCUGUUCCAGCUCUUCCAAUGCACAGGGCUGUGUAAAACUUCCCACAGUGGAACCAUCCUGUCUUCCCUCCCUGCCAGAAGUGUUGCCUAUCAACAGUAAAUCCUAAAAAAGGAUUGCAAAAGCCACUUCCUCCCACGUGGGGUGUGGCCCUGACAUGUAUUAACAGAAUAAAGAACAUUAAAAUGCAAAGCAGACAGAGACCAGGGGGAGUCCUGAGUCAGCAUUUCCCUGUGCACUGCUUUUUCCUCUCAGGUGAUGAUUGACUGGGGGUAAAGUUUAUUAGAAAAUUAAAUUAUGAACCUUGAUGUGGCAUUCUGUGAAAUAGAAAUAUUUUCAGAGAUAGAAGUUUUACACUUUUGUUAUAAAAGUAAGUUCAGAGAUUAUGAUACCAGGGUUUCAGGCAUCAAUCUUGUUGCUCACAAAGUGUGAAAAUGUAUUAAUUUAUUUUCCAAAUAAGCCUCACUUUGAUGAUUUCAUAAACGUGCCUUUUAUGAUUAAAA